Molecule: messenger RNA, 1257 nt
Organism: Pseudonaja textilis
Lineage: Eukaryota; Metazoa; Chordata; Lepidosauria; Squamata; Elapidae
Gene: KLHDC9
Product: kelch domain containing 9
Molecular function (GO): cyclin binding
Source: RefSeq, a predicted model, not a curated record
AUGUCCUCCUCAGGUGGAAGCCGCUGGGAAUGGGAGCCGGUGGUCCGCAGUGACCUCUCGGCUCGAGGCUUCCAUUCCUGCAACGUGGCGCAAGGAAAGCUCCUGCUCUUUGGGGGGCUGAAAACCCAGGACACUCAGGAGCCGCCCCUGGGAGACGUGGUGGCCUUCGACCCAGCCGCCCAGGCAGUGCGUCCGCUGGCUCCGGAACAUGGCUACCGCCGCAGUCACCACGAGGCGGUGGUGCUGGGCGACCGCUGGCUCUGUGUGGUGGGUGGGUGGGAUGGAUCCCGCAGGGUCUCCGACGUCUGCAGUUUCGAUGUGGAGCAGAAGCAGUGGGAAGGCUGGUCACCCAGGACAUCCGAGACCCCUGUGGGGCUAAGCAGCCAUACUUGCACCAAGCUAACGGACCAUGAGUUGCUUGUGGUGGGCCGGGAAGGUGGCCUGCGCACCCAGCGGCGUUAUGCGAGCAUCUUCACAUUGCACCUGCAGCUGAGCAGCAAGACCUACUGGUACAAAGAAGAGGAAUCACGGACAGCUUCCAGAGCUGGCCACUCUGCCAUGCUGCUACAGGAUUAUGGCCCACUCGGAAAGAGCAGCGGCUACAAACUCUUGGUCUUUGGAGGGCGCGAUUCUGCAGAGUGCGAUGUGGCCGGACAUUGGAGCAAAGGAAAGCUCCACGUGGAGUCCACCCAGGCCCCGGAGCUGACGGAGCAGCUCUCUCGCUUGGUGGGCACUGAAAAGGGGUCCCAGCAAGGCCCCAAAGGCCUACGGCACCAUUCCUGCACGGUGGUUGCGCCCUUUGCGGUCAUCUUUGGGGGAGAGACCCUGGCGAGGGGCCGAGAUGCCAUCUGCAACGAUCUUUACAUCUACGACGCCAGGGCGUCGCCAGCCAGCUGGUUCCGCUUUCCUUCUUCAAGCCACGCGCAGAAGAGAUGCGGCCACCGAACGUGCCUCUGGAACGACAAGCUGUACCUGGUGGGUGGGUUUGGUGCCGAUGGGAAGACCCCUUGCCCAGAGAUCUGCAGUUUAAGGAUCUUGCCAUGAAAUUCGAGGGAUUUUUACUUGCCAAAGGGGACUGCCAAAUGCUUCUUCCACCACCCCUGGAGUUUCUUUUUGGCUCUGGAGAGUCAGCCCACUUCGAUGGAGUAAAUGCACUCAAGCAGGUCAGAAAGACGCCAGCUCUUGAGGCACAGAAACAAACAAUCCGACGUACACGGAAAAUGCCAGCAAGAAGUCACCUCCUUAAAUUUGAGGUGU